Messenger RNA from Diaporthe citri, 2778 nucleotides. RefSeq lists its product as uncharacterized. The record is from RefSeq and is a predicted model, not a curated record. The transcript has a single exon. The coding region runs from base 1 to 2778 and encodes 925 amino acids. Lineage: Eukaryota; Fungi; Ascomycota; Sordariomycetes; Diaporthales; Diaporthaceae.
AUGACAGUUCAGGCGGAGCCAGAGGCAAACCCUGGUCACAAUCAGGCGCCAACCCAGCAGCAGGAUCAGGACCUGGACAAGAACCUCGACCAGGACCAGGACCUGGGCCAGCAGCGCCUGGACGUUCCCACGCCCACUGCAAAACCGUCCGCAGGCCGCCGACUCAGCGCCGCCUCUGAUGUGUCCGUCUCCAACAUCUCCACAACCUCAUCCGGCAACGAGAAGUGGCUGUCUCCCCUGGACAGAUUGUCACUGCAGCCCUCUGAGAAUGUUGUCAUAAACACCAGUGCAGAACGGACCAUGGACGACGAUGGGGUCGACCUGAGCUCCCUCAAGGCGGGGCGCCCGGGGCCAGGACCGAUACAGCGACGAGGACCGGAACCACUGUACCACCAGCAGAAUGCAUCCACAACUCGCAUGCCCUUCCACGGCGACGAGUCCUUUCCCGGCACGCCGCAGAUGUACACGCCCGAGCCGUACAACAGUCAAUAUGCGGGUGCCCAGCGAGACUCCCAGGCAGAGCUGCUCCUCGACUCUCAGCGGAACCGGCACUCAUCCCGCUCUGUCUCGUUCGGGCCGUCGACGACCUUCAUGUACCCCGGCCAGGACAAGGCGCCUCCGAGCCGGGCCAGCAGCCGGCGCCCUCGAUCAUGCAGCCCGAGAUGGCACUCCUCAUUCAGCAUGUACAUAUGCUUCAUCUUCGGGCUCCUCUGUGCCGUCGGCCACCACAUCUUCUACGCUUCGCUCGAUGGUGAGCCUGCUGAGAGCCAGACCGAGAUGCUGCGGUACGGUACCUUCCUCGCAUAUGCAGCCAAGGCCGGCUUCAGUGCUGCUGCUAUCUCAGCCUUCAAACAGCGCAUAUGGGUCACCGUUCGAUCGAGAUUCAUGAGCAUCUCGGCCCUCGACUCCAUGUUUGCCGCUGCCGAGGACGUGACGGCCCUGCUCAACUGGGAGUUCAUCAAGGACGCGAAGGCCGCUUUCGCUCUGGUCUUCUUCGCCUGGACGACGCCCCUGGUGGUCAUUCUGACGGCGAACACGCUGUUGGUGGAGCCUCGAACCAUAGUGAGCAACACGACGUGUCCCUCGGUACGCAGCUUGAACUUCACCUAUGAGGAUCUCAACGACUGGAGAAAACCGACCCGGAUAGAUGGCUUGUUUGAGAUACCCGUGUCAAUCUGGAACACUACCAAGCGGGACGGCCAGACCGACGACGACUGGUUCGACUACUACACUGGGCCAAGUCCAAACUUCCAGCAGACAGCAACACUGGGUGCCUUCCUGCAAGAGGUUGUCGCCCGGAAGAAUGCAUCCUACGAGGUAUGCGAGUCUGGAUAUAAUUGCACCUUUAACGUCGAAUUCACUGCGCCCGGCUACAACUGUACAGAGGUGGCAAGCGGAACAGGCUCGACGCCGGUCAACCUCACCCAGGAGACGGGCGAGGCCGAGCCCCCUUUCGGCACCGACAUCCUGCUCCCCCAGGGCCAAUACAGCUAUUAUGCCUAUGCUACCGGCGGGGAAUACUCGACUACUCAGUUGAAGAACGUCGGCGUGAGCGGCAUCCCCAACGUCCCGAACUCUGAGUUACCGGCACACUUCGGAGCUCUAAGAACAGAACCUGUCAUCUGGGUCGGUUAUGUUGUGCUGAACAAACCAGGAGAGGUACAGCCCAACCGAUCUGACCCGGGAUGGCAAGACGCGUUUACGCCCAGGAUAUUCGCCUGCGAGCACCGGGAGACAAGUUACGUCGCAAAUUUCACAUACACCGAUGGAACGCAGUCCGCCAGCAUGAGCAGUCGCAAGUUCGGCUCACCGAUCAUCAACACGACUUUCAUUCCAAGUAUAGAGGCAAACGACGGCACCGACGAUAAUAUUACCGCCAUCCCUGAGGAGAACUACGUCUACCCUACUGACACGGCCCGCUAUCGACGGGUCGCUGCGUACCAUUCGAUCGGUUAUAUGCUGAGGAAAUUCCUAAACGGCACCGUCGCCGUCGAGGACACACUCAUCAACCCCAUACAGAAUACUGAAGCCAUCCAGACAAAACUGCUCGACCCGCGCAACAACUACUUCCCCUACCCCGAACUGAUGACCAUGGUACAGGGGCUCUACGAAGACCUCAUCCUCUCCAUGUUCAGCAACCCGCAAUUCGUCGAGGUCGUCUGGGCCGCGAGGCCCUCGGAGCAGUCAGGCACCCUGAUCAAGGGCGGGGUCCCCGCGUCGUCCGGCGCCAAGACAGGCACGGGCGACGAGUCGGACUACUACUACGACUGCACGCGGAGCCGCACCGGCAACGCCUACGCCUACCACAAGCGCGACCUCUGGAUCGUGUACGGCAUCGCCGUGGUCCUCACGCUCACCUGCGUGACCGUCGGCGCCCUGGCGGUCCGCGAGAACGGCGGCGUCACCCGGAACACGCACUUCUCGUCCGUCGUCGCGGCCACGAGGGGCCCCGCGCUCGAGAAGGUCGCGUGGAUGGGGCCGCUCCAGGACAGGGGGGACGUCCCCAAGGACGUCAAGAAGCUCAGGCUGGGCUAUGGCAUCAUGAAUGACAGCAAGGUUGGGGGGCUGGGCCCGGGGUCGCCGCCGCCGCCGGAGAUCGGGCCGGAUCCUAACCUUAUUGGCGUCGAGGACUACAGCCAGCGUGUUGUCCCUGAGGGACGAGCGAGCUCGGGGUACUUCGGCAGGAGGAGGGCCUAUUCGACCGAGAUGAGGUGCGGGUUCGGACUGAAGGGCGACGUGGACCAGAGGCACCGGGAAGGGAGUUUGUUCCAUCGGUAA